AUGGGCAAGGCGGGCAAGUGGCUCAGGAGCUUCCUGCCGGGCAGGAGGGGCAGGGACAAGGCCGGGCCGCUCGCGCCGGCGGCGGAGCCCGACCUGGCGCUGGCGCUGCCGGUCCCGGGGGCGGCCACGACGACGCCGGCGUCCACGCCCGGCGCCAAGGAGAAGCGGAGGUGGAGCUUCCGGCGCCCGGCAGCGGCGGCGGCGUCGCCCGGGCCAGGGCCGGGGUCGGCGGCCAAGGACGCUGCAGCGCAGGGCCGCCUCCCGCCCUACGGCUUCCUGGAGCCAAGGGUGGACCCGGACCAGCACGCCGUCGCCGUCGCCAUUGCCACCGCCGCCGCGGCCGAGGCGGCCAUGGCGGCCAAGCAGGCCGCCGCGGCAGUCGUCAGGCUCUCCGCGUCCGCGCCGGGGUCUAAGCGCACCGUCAUUGGCAUCGAGGAGGCCGCCGCGAUCAAGAUCCAGGCCGUCUUCAGAUCCUACCUGGCGCUGGUGCGCGGCCACCUGGUGCGGCGCCAGGCCAGCCACACCCUGCGCUGCAUGCAGGCGCUCGUCGCCGCGCAGAACAGGGCGCGCGCCGCGCGCCUCCGGAUGCUCGAGGACGACAAGCCCGUCCGGACGCCGCGCACGACGCCGACCCGGCGCAGCUCGCCGCACCACCACCGGCUCCGGCACCACCAGGACGUGGCGGAGGAGAACGUCAAGAUCGUGGAGGUGGACACCGGCGCCGGCGGAGUCGAGGCGCACGGCACGCCGCGCACGUCGUCCCGACGCAGCAGCUGCUACGCGACGCCGCUGUGCCGCACGCCGUCCAAGAACGAGCUAUACCAGAAGAUCUCGCCGACGCCGUCCGCGCUCACCGACGCCAGCGCGCGCACGUACAGCGGCCGGUACAACGACUUCUCCUUCGCCACCGCGCGGGCCAGCCCGUACCUCUACGCGCCGUCGAGGCAGCAGCACGACGAGGGCGCGGCCGACCAACCGAUGUUCGUGCCCAGCUACAUGGCGAACACGGAGUCGUCGCGCGCCAAGGCGCGGUCCCAGAGCGCGCCGCGGCAGAGGCUGUCGGUGUCGUCGUCAUCCGCCGCAGCCGAGGCGGCCUGGCAGCCCAGCGGGCGGCGCAGGGCGUCGCUGGAGGCGCAGGAGCAGGCGACGCCCGGCGCUCGCGGGCUGGUGGCGCCCAGGUACGGCCCCGCGCGCGUGCAGCGGUGCCCGUCGCAGGCCAGCGCUCCCGCGGCGUGCCCCUGGGGCGCCAGGCUCGACCGGUGGAGCGCGUCGGCGCACGACAGCGAGUGCGGGUCCACGAGCACGGUCAUGACCGCCGCCACCACCACGUACUGCUGGUCACUGACCGCCGAUAACGCCGGCAUGGCUUAG
Molecule: messenger RNA, 1371 nt
Organism: Miscanthus lutarioriparius
Lineage: Eukaryota; Viridiplantae; Streptophyta; Magnoliopsida; Poales; Poaceae
Source: the annotation of a GenBank genome assembly